AUGGCAUCCACGAAGGGCUUGCCGACAGAGGCGGGACAGGAAGCCUACCACCACUUUGUUGUCAUCUUUGGGGUCUUGAUCUUGUCUUUUCUUGUCAGCCGCUGGCUUUAUCAACAGGCUUUUGGAACUGACGUUGCAAAAAUAUCGGGCAUCCCAGAGCCUGCCGGGGCUGUUCCGUUCUAUGGCCACCUGAAAGCCCUCGGCAGCGACCAUGCUUCAAAAUUCCAGCAAUGGUCCAGAGAGAAUAACUGGCCUGUAUUUCAGGCAAAAUUGGGCAAUCGGAGAAUCAUCGUUCUGAACACAUUUGAAGCGGCACAAGAUUUCAUUGUGAAGAAUGCCAGCGCCACGAUUGACCGGCCACUCUUUUACACCUUCCAUUCCAUUCUAAGCAAAACCCAAGGUGGUACGAUCGGGACGUCACCCUGGGAUGAGUCAUGCAAGCGACGUCGAACCGUCGUUGGUUCCAUCAUGACGCGGCCUGCUAUCCUGAAAAGCGCAAGCAUGCUCGAUCUUGAGAUCACGGCUCUCAUCAAGGAUUUGGUGUCAAACGGUUUCCGUACUGUCCCCGAGACUGGUGAACGUAGGAGUAUGGAGGUCAACCCUCGCCUUCACUUUCAAAGGAUGGCCCUCAACCUGACGUUGAUGAUGUGCUUCGCAACACGGUUCGAGCGAUUAGAGGAUCCCAUGUUGCACGAGCUGCUCGAUAUUGCUUUAUCGGUCUCAACAUUUCGCUCCACGAACAACAACCUUCAAGACUACGUCCCAUUCUAUCGCUACUUACCUCAGAAUGACAGAACCAAGCUUGCGAUUGCCAAUAGAGUCAAGCGAGAUGAGAUCUUCAAGCAGUUGCUGGACAAGGUGGCGAAGGCUUUGGAGGAGGGAAAACCGGUGGAUUGUAUCUCGAGUGGCCUUCUAAACGAGAAAGGCAGAUUGACAGAUACCGAGAUUCGGUCGGUCAAUGUAUCACUGGUUUCUGGUGGAUUUGAAACACUCUCCACCACCGGGCUGGCAGGCCUCGGCUACCUCUCCUCCCCGCAGGGACAACACAUACAGGCCAAAGCUUUCAAGGCUAUUAUGGAGGUAUAUUCCUCGCCCGAAGAAGCAUGGUCAGAUUGUCUGCAAGAGGAGCGCGUUCCGUACAUCGUGGCGCUCGCCCGUGAGAUGUUGCGAUAUUAUGCUGCAAUCCAACUGCUUCCGCCGCGCCAGACAUGCAAGGAGUUCGAAUGGAAUGGUGUCAGAAUCCCCACCAAAGUGGCAGUUUAUCAAAAUGCUCAGGCCAUCAAUCAUGACGAGACUGCUUAUGGUCCUGAUGCGGAGGAGUUCCGCCCUGAACGAUGGCUCGAGGAAAAUGUCGAGUUCAAGGUGGGCGCCCCAUAUCAUUACAGCUUCGGCGCCGGUUCCAGGAUGUGCACGGCAGUUGCCUUGUCAAACAGGAUUUUGUACGCCUUAUUCUUGCGUCUGAUCCUGCAUUUCGAGUUCACUGCCUCGCCGACGUCUCCGCCCGUGACACAUUACGUCGACCUCAACGAAGACACCACCGGUCAGACAGUCAUGGUCAAAUCAUAUUCAAUCACCAUGAAGGAGCGCUUUCCGCAUGAGUCGAUCCUCUCGAAUUUCCAAACAUCGGACCAGAUGUCCAAAACGGUGCAUUUGGUCUGA
This is a messenger RNA of Exophiala dermatitidis NIH/UT8656, 1659 nucleotides long. Its product is annotated as phenylacetate 2-hydroxylase. NCBI's taxonomy places the organism in Eukaryota, Fungi, Ascomycota, Eurotiomycetes, Chaetothyriales, Herpotrichiellaceae. The record is from RefSeq and is a predicted model, not a curated record. The transcript has 4 exons. Bases 1 to 1659 code for a protein of 552 amino acids. Gene Ontology annotation, molecular function: monooxygenase activity; heme binding; iron ion binding.